Messenger RNA from Entrophospora candida, 1104 nucleotides. The record is from the annotation of a GenBank genome assembly. NCBI's taxonomy places the organism in Eukaryota, Fungi, Glomeromycota, Glomeromycetes, Entrophosporales, Entrophosporaceae.
AUGGGGCAAGCCGAUUCACGGCCUUUACAAGAAAUGGUUGAAAAUAUUACCGCCGAAGAAAUACAAAGACUUUACAAAAGAUUUAUGAAACUUGAUAAAGAUAAGUCAGGUUCCAUAGAUCGAGAAGAAUUUCUUUCUAUUCCACAAAUUGCCAAUAAUCCAUUAGCAUCAAGAAUGAUUGCUAUAUUUGAUGAAGAUGGGGGUGGAGAUGUAGAUUUCAAAGAGUUUAUUGCUGGAUUGAGUGCUUUCAGUUCAAAAGGAAACAAAGAUGAGAAAUUACGUUUUGCCUUUAAGGUAUAUGAUAUGGAUAGAGAUGGACUCAUUUCCAAUGGUGAAUUAUUUAUUGUAUUGAAGAUGAUGGUUGGCAAUAAUCUUAAAGAUAAUCAACUUCAACAAAUUGUUGAUAAAACGAUUAUGGAAGCUGACAAAGAUAUGGACGGAAAGAUUUCUUUUGAAGAAUUUUAUUCAGUAGUAGAGUCAACUGAUAUUGCAAAAAUUCCUACAACACCGAUUGACAAUUCAUUUGUGUUAUCUUCUAAUCUUUCUGAUGAUCAAAUUGCCGGUGUUGCUGAUCAAACGACUCAAGCACAACAAAGCGUUACUGGAAUCGUACCCACAUUACAAAAUAUUGUUGCUACAGUGAAUCUUGAUUGUAGACUUGAUCUUAAAACUAUUGCACUUCAUGCAAGAAAUGCAGAAUACAAUCCAAAGACGACAGCUUUGAUAUUUGCCUCAGGCAAGAUGGUUGUCACAGGUGCCAAAUCAGAAGAUGAUUCUAAACUAGCAAGCAGAAAAUAUGCUCGUAUCAUUCAGAAACUUGGAUUUAAUGCAAAAUUCACUGAUUUUAAAAUUCAAAACAUCGUUGGUUCUUGCGAUGUUAAAUUUCCUAUACGUUUAGAAGGUUUGGCCUAUUCUCACGGACAUUUCAGCAGUUAUGAACCAGAAUUAUUCCCUGGUCUAAUUUAUCGUAUGGUAAAACCAAAGAUUGUCCUUUUGAUCUUUGUAUCAGGAAAAAUUGUAUUAACUGGAGCAAAGGUUCGUGAAGAAAUUUACCAAGCAUUCGAUUCGAUUUAUCCAGUAUUAACGGAAUUCAGAAAGCCAUAA